Messenger RNA from Ricinus communis (castor bean), 2046 nucleotides. RefSeq names its product galactoside 2-alpha-L-fucosyltransferase. Gene Ontology annotation, molecular function: galactoside 2-alpha-L-fucosyltransferase activity. Gene Ontology annotation, cellular component: Golgi apparatus; membrane. The coding region runs from base 1 to 1632 and encodes 543 amino acids. NCBI's taxonomy places the organism in Eukaryota, Viridiplantae, Streptophyta, Magnoliopsida, Malpighiales, Euphorbiaceae. The record is from RefSeq and is a predicted model, not a curated record. Gene Ontology annotation, biological process: xyloglucan biosynthetic process; cell wall biogenesis. The transcript is spliced from 2 exons.
AUGGAAGCCAAUUCUAUGAGGAAACUACUGGGAUCGAGUACGAUGAGGACCAUUUCCUUCGCUGCUUGUUUGAUGGCUUUGCCUCUUAUAAUCAUGCUGUCAGUAAAUUACCAAGAUCAAAUGUUCAAUUUAAUUGGAAAAGUCAAGGUCCUUGGAGGACAAGCCCUAAAUGUCCGACAAAUAGGUUCAGAACAUGAACCUGCUAGCAUUUCUGAUGAUGUACUACUUGGUGGUCUACUGGCUUCAGAAUUUGAUAAAGAUUCUUGUCUAAGCAGAUCUGAAGCUGUCUUAUACCGAAAACCUUCUUCGAAAAAGCCUUCUCCGUAUCUCAUAUCUAAACUCCGUAAUUAUGAAAAUCUUCACAAGCGUUGUGGACCUGACACAGAAUCCUAUAAAAGAACACUUUUAGUACUUGAUUCGAGGAACAUUUCUAGUACUACAGAGUGCAAUUACAUAGUCUGGACAGCUCAAGCAGGCUUGGGGAACAGAAUAUUAACAAUUGCUUCAGCAUUUCUCUACGCUCUCCUUACUGAUAGAGUUUUGCUUGUUGAAUUUAAUGCGGACAUGACUGAUCUCUUUUGUGAGCCAUUUCCCAAUACAUCAUGGUUAUUGCCUCCGAACUUUCCCAAACAAUUCAGAAAAUUCAAUCAAUGGAACGCAGAUACUCUUGGAAAUACGCUGAAGAACAAUGUCUUUAAUGCAUCAAGCGAGUUGCUACCUUCACAUUUAUAUAUUUUUCUGGCUUACGGCCUUACUAAUUUUGAUAUGCUUUUUUACUGUGAAGAACACCAUGCUCUUCUUCAGAAAGCUCCUUGGUUGGUCUUGAGAUCGGAUGAAUAUUUCAUUCCAUCUUUCUUCCUGAUGCCAUCUUUCCAACAAGAGCUAGACAAGAUGUUUCCUGACAAAGAAUCUGUUUUCCACCACUUGGGCAGAUAUCUUUUCCACCCUUCAAAUAAGGCUUGGGGACUUAUCACUAGGUUUUAUCAGUCUUAUUUAGCGAAGUCAGACGAAAGAAUUGCUAUGCAAAUAAGGGUAUUUAAUCCCAAUGCUAAACCAUUUCAAAGAGUGAUGGAUCAGAUUUUAGCUUGUACUCUUCAGGAAAAUUUACUGCCAGAAGUAGAUAAACAACGAUUGGUAGCUUCUCCAUCGAAAAACCAAACAUCAAAGUCUGUUCUAAUAGCAUCUUUAUAUCCACAAUUCUACGAGAACAUGACAAACAUGUAUUGGACAUUUCCAACUAGGAAAGGAGAAGUAAUUGGGGUUUACCAGCCAAGCCAUGAAGAGUAUCAACACUUUGGGGAUAAUAUGCACAAUGUGAAGGCAUGGGUUGAAAUGAAUCUGUUAAGUUUGAGUAAUGUGUUGGUGACUAGCUCGGGGUCAACCUUUGGCUAUGUGGCUCAAGGCCUUGGAGAUUUGAGACCUUGGAUUCUAUACAGACCUGAGAAUUGGAAAGACUCUGAUGCAGCUUGUCAUCCGGGCAAAUCAAUGGAACCUUGUCUCCAUAUACCACCCUCUCAUGACUGCAAGGCAAAAAGGAAUUUUGAUAUGGGUACAGUGGUUCCUUAUGUCAAGCACUGUGAGGAUUCAACUUCAGGAUUGAAGCUUAUUAACCCUGACAAUAAUUCUAGAUAAGGUUUACUCUUAUUCUUUUGUGAAUUUCCUUUAUGUUAGAUAACAAAGUAAUUUUUUCCCAGAGAAGUAUAUAUAAUAAUAUUCUGGUCUAGGUUUAAAAGAAGUUUCUUUUUGUCAAUUGUAUAGUCGAACAGGAAAACAAACCUAAACCACAUUCCCAAGAACUAAGGUUUAGGUUAUAAGAAUAUAUAACCCAAACCUUUACAAGAGACUACAAUAAGAAUAUUCAUGUUCCUUUGUUUCGGAUAAUAUGUUUCUUUUAUUUUUUUUACAGAUUUAUAAAUAUUAGUUUUUUUUUUAUCCGCGUGGAAAAAGCAUGGGAAUAUUAAUAGUUCGACUCAUUAUUAUUAAUUUUGUUAUAUAUAUUUUUUUAUAUAAUUUUUAUAUGCAUUAAUUCAAAGAUCAAAAGAAAUU